Molecule: messenger RNA, 2887 nt
Organism: Closterium sp. Naga37s-1
Lineage: Eukaryota; Viridiplantae; Streptophyta; Zygnematophyceae; Desmidiales; Closteriaceae
Source: the annotation of a GenBank genome assembly
AUGCGCGAUAGGAGCGAUAGCGAUUCCGGGAGGGAGGAAGGUGUCAGGAGGAGGCGCGGCCGCAAAGAGCGGAACGACAGCCCCGAUUCUAUCGAUGGUGACUCUAGCGGGAGUGACGAGGACGCGCGGGAUGUAGGCCGCGGAAAGGGGAAAGCGCGGCACGUGCGGGGCGUGGGGGAUGAGCGGAAGGGCCGCGGAGGUCCUAAGAGUCCGCUGGUGGACGACGGGGGGAGGCGGGGAGUGGGGAAGCAGGGAGGGGGAGGCGGAGAUGGGGAGGCGGGGAUUGCGCGCAGCAGGGGGAGGCAUGAUUCGGACGACGAGAGCGACGAGGAGAGGGGCGGUGGCGAUGGCGGAAGAGGGGGCGGAAGGGGUGGCGGGAGGGAUGGGGGGAAGGGAGGAAAGGGGAAGACGCGGGGGGGUUUUGAAGAGGAAGAGGAGGAGCGUGGCGAAACGAAGAAGAUCGUAGGAGGACGCAAGGGGGAGAGGGAGCGUGAGAUGGAAGAGGAGGAGGAGGGGGGUGAGCGGUGGGAGAUGGGUAGGGGGAGGGAGGGGGCGAGAGUUGGGCGGAAGGAGAAGCGAGGUGAGGAGGGGAGGCGCGGGGGUCGCGCGGAGAGCGAGGAGCGGGAGGAGCGUGAUAAGGUUGAGGGGAGGAGGGAGAUUGAGGGAGAGAGGAGGGAGGGAGAUAAGGAGAGGGCGAGGGGUGGCCUGCGGGAGAGAGAGGGCGAUGGGAGGAGGGGCGGGGAGAGCGAGAGGGGACGAGCAAAGGAUGACGUGGAUGGGAGGCGACGGGAGAGAGAGGAUGAUGGUGGCAGGGAUAGGCGAAGGGAUGGCGAGACGGAGAGGGAGAGGGAGCGAGACGGCAGGAGGGGGAGGGGCAGGUCAGGGCGGCACAGGCGGGGAGGGUCCGAUUCGGAUGGGAGUGAGAGCAGCGGCGAGUGGGAGAGGGAGCGAGAGAGGGGUCGGGGUAGGGGAAGGGAUGAUAGGCACAGGAGGUAUGAGGAAGGGAGGCGAGAGGAAGGACGGCGAGAGAGGGGGAGAGGCGAGUGGGAGGGCGAGGAGAGGCGAUUCGAGGGCAGGGAGGGACGGGGGGCUCCCGUGCGCGCACCCAUUCCUGAUGCUGCUGCCGCUGCUGGCGGAGCAGCAGGCCUGGCAACAGGUCCGGCAGCAGGCAAGGCAGCAGCAGCGCGAGACACAGGGCGCACGGGAGGCGCGUACAUCCCGCCUUUCAAGCUGGCGCGCAUGCUGCAGGAGGUGAACGACCGCAGCAGCGCGGAGUACCAGCGCCUCACGUGGGACGCGCUGCGCAAGUCCAUCAAUGGGCUGGUCAACAAAGUCAACGCGUCCAACAUCAAGAACAUCAUUCCCGAGCUCUUUGCGGAGAACCUGGUGCGCGGCAGGGGGCUGCUGUGCCGCGCGUGCAUCAAGUCGCAGAUGGCCAGUCCGACGUUCACGCACGUGUUUGCAGCGCUGGUGGCGGUGGUGAAUACCAAGUUCCCCGAGUUGGGCGAGCUGCUGCUCAAGAGGAUUAUAUUGCAGUUUCGAAGGGCGUUCAGACGCAAUGAUAAGCCGGUGCUGGUGGCGGCAUGUCGCUUCCUCGCGCACCUCUGCAACCAGCAGGUGGCUCACGAGAUCGUGGCGCUCGAGCUGCUCACACUGCUGCUGGAGACGCCAACGGAUGACAGCGUGGAGGUGGCAGUGAGCUUCGUGAAGGAGUGUGGCGCCAUGCUGCAGGACCUCUCGCCCCAGGGCCUUCACAGCAUAUUCGAGCGGUUCCGUGGCAUCCUGCACGAGGGGGAGAUCGACAAGCGCGUGCAGUUCACCAUCGAGGGGCUCUUUGCCAUCCGCAAGGCCAAGUUCGAGGGCUUCCCAGCAGUGCUCCCCGAGCUGGAUCUGGUGGAGGAGGAGGAUCAGAUCACGCACGAGCUGUCGCUGGAGGAGCCUUAUGACCCCGAGACUUCACUUGAUGUGUUCAAGUUCGACCCCGACUACCUGGCCAACGAGCAGCGCUACAAGGAGAUCAAAGCGGAGAUCCUGGGAGACGAGGAGGAGGAAGAGGACGACAAGGGCGAGAAGGGGGACGACGACGAGGAGGAGGAGGAUGAGGAGAGCAGUGAGGAGGAGGAGGACGAGGAGGAGCAGGCGAAGCAGCAGGAGAUUCGCGACGAGACGGAGACCAACCUGGUGAAUCUGCGGCGCACCAUCUAUCUGACCAUCAUGGCGUCCGUCAACUUUGAGGAGGCGGGCCACAAGCUGAUGAAAGUCAACCUGCAGCCGGGGCAGGAGAUGGAGCUGUGUGAGAUGCUGCUAGCCUGCUGCUCCCAGGAGCGCACCUACCUGCGCUACUAUGGGCUGCUGGGCCAGCGCUUCUGCAUGCUGAACCGCGCCUACCAGGAGUGCUUCGAGCAGUGCUUCGUGAAGCAGUACAGCAUGAUUCACCGCCUCGAGACCAACAAGCUGCGCAACGUCGCCAAGCUCUUUGCUCACUUCCUCGCCACAGACGCCAUGCCCUGGGCGCUGCUCUCCUACAUUCGCCUCACAGAGGAAGACACGUCCUCUUCCUCGCGUAUCUUCAUCAAAAUCAUGUUCCAGGGCAGUGGGCUCUUCGCCUGCUUCCUCACCACUGACGCCAUGCCCUGGGCACUGCUCUGGGUAUAUCUCGAUGUUCGUAUUCGCCUCACUGAGGAUGACACUUCCUCCUCGCCGUCUCGCAUCUGCAUCAAAACCAUGUUCCAGGAGAUGUCGGAGCAGCUGGGACUGCACAAGAUGAAUGAGGGGCUCAGCGACCAUUCAUGUGCCUCUCUGUGUAACCAACAAGAGAUGUCGGAGCAGCUGGGGCUGUGCAAGAUGAACGAGAGGCUCAGCGACCCGACGAAUCAUGUGCCUCCCU